This is a messenger RNA of Octodon degus (degu), 4832 nucleotides long. It is a transcript of the gene Plekha5, whose product is annotated as pleckstrin homology domain containing A5. Bases 96 to 3998 code for a protein of 1300 amino acids. Lineage: Eukaryota; Metazoa; Chordata; Mammalia; Rodentia; Octodontidae. The transcript is spliced from 32 exons. The record is from RefSeq and is a predicted model, not a curated record. Gene Ontology annotation, cellular component: cytosol. Gene Ontology annotation, molecular function: phosphatidylinositol-4-phosphate binding; protein binding; phosphatidylinositol-5-phosphate binding.
GGUUCCUCGGCUCGUUCGCUCCCUCCUCCCGCGGCCCCGCGGCGGCGGCAGCAGAGCAGGCGGCGGCGGCGGCGGCGGCGGCUGGGGAAUCAGACAUGGCGGCCGACCUCAGCCUGGAGUGGAUCUGCUCCCUGCCCCGCUCCUGGACGUACGGGAUCACCAGGGGCGGCCGCGUGUUCUUCAUCAACGAGGAGGCCAAGAGCACCACCUGGCUGCACCCCGUCACCGGCGAGGCCGUGGUCACCGGACACCGGCGGCAGAGCACAGAUUUGCCUACUGGCUGGGAAGAAGCAUAUACUUUUGAAGGUGCAAGAUACUAUAUAAAUCAUAAUGAAAGGAAAGUAACCUGCAAACACCCAGUCACAGGACAGCCAUCGCAGGACAACUGUAUUUUUGUAGUAAAUGAACAGGCUGUUGCAACAAUGACAUCUGAAGAAAAGAAGGAACGACCUUUAAGUAUGAUAAAUGAAGCUUCUAACCAUAACAUGACUUCCGAUUAUGCAGUGCACCCGAUGAGCCCCGUGGGUCGGACUUCCCGGUCUUCAAAAAAAGUGCAUAAUUUUGGAAAGAGGUCAAAUUCAAUUAAAAGGAAUCCUAAUGCACCUGUGGUCAGACGAGGUUGGCUUUAUAAACAGGACAGUACUGGCAUGAGGCUGUGGAAGAAACGCUGGUUCGUGCUUUCUGACCUUUGCCUCUUUUAUUAUAGAGAUGAGAAAGAAGAAGGAAUUCUGGGAAGCAUACUCUUACCUAGUUUUCAGAUAGCUCUACUUACCUCUGAAGACCACAUUAAUCGCAAAUAUGCUUUCAAGGCAGCCCAUCCAAACAUGCGGACCUAUUAUUUCUGCACUGAUACAGGAAAGGAAAUGGAGUUGUGGAUGAAAGCGAUGCUAGAUGCGGCGCUCGUACAGACAGAGCCUGUGAAAAGAAUUACCUUUAAUUUCCGAGUGGACAAGAUUACAUCUGAAAAUGUACCAAAUAAAGAAACAAAUAACAUUCCCAACCAUAGAGUGCUAAUUAAACCAGAGGCCCAAAACAACCAAAAAAACAAGGAGAUAAGCAAACUUGAAGAAAAAAAGGCAUUAGAAGCUGAAAAAUACGGAUUUCAGAAAGAUGGUCAAGAUAGACCUUUAACAAAAAUUAAUAGUGUAAAGUUGAAUUCUCUGCCGUCAGAGUAUGAUGGUGGGUCAGUGUGCCCAACUCAGAUUGCUCACUACCGGCCAGUCAAUGUGAACAGUGCAGAGCACAAGACAGUUAAUGUCAGCCUGGCAGAUCUGAGAGGGGCAAAUCACCCCAACACAGCGCCCCUAUACCCGGAGGCCGACCGAGUCAUCCAGAGAACGAAUUCCAUGCAGCAGUUGGAACAGUGGAUUAAAACACAGAAGGGAAGAAGUCGCGAAGAAGAAACUAGAGGAGUGAUUUCUUACCAAACUCUACCAAGAAAUAUGCCAAGCCACAGAGCCCAGGUUGUGGCCCGCUACCCAGAAGGCUACCGAACUCUCCCCAGGAACAGCAAGACCAGGCCAGAAAGCAUCUGCGGCCUGGCCCCUUCCAGCCACGACAAGGUGGGAGGGCCCACAGCAGAAGAGAAGCGGAGGUCCGUGAGGGAUGACACCAUGUGGCAGCUCUACGAGUGGCAGCAGCGACAGUUCUACAGCAAGCAGAGCACCCUCCCUCGACACAGCUCCCUGAGCAGCCCUAAAGGCACAGUUACCAUCUCCGACCAGACGAUGCACUCUAUUCCCACGUCACCUUCCCAUGGGUCCAUUGCCGCCUACCAGGGGUACUCCCCGCAGCGGACGUACAGAUCCGAGGUGACCUCACCCAUCCAGAGAGGAGAUGUGACCAUAGACCGCAGGCACAGGGCUCACUACCCCAAGCACGUCUAUGUACCUGACAGAAGGUCUGUUCCCGCCAGCCUGAACUUGCAGUCUGUCAGUCCACAGAGCCUCCAAGGCAAAACGCCAGAGGAGCUUACGCUGCUGCUAAUAAAGCUGAGACGGCAGCAGGCGGAACUGAGUAGUAUCCGGGAGCAUACGUUAGCACAGCUCAUGCAGCUCAAACUUGAGGCCCACAGCCCAAAGAAUGAAAUUCUUUCACAUCAUCUUCAAAGGAACACCAUAUAUUUGGAUCACCAGAUGAAAGAAAAUGAACCUAUUAUCACCAUGGUUCACACAAUGAUUGAGAACUCGGCGCUAAGACCACAACUGUACCAGCAAUUCUUAAGACAGAAGAACAAGAUAAGUCUAUACUGUCUGUCCCAAGAUGAAUGUAGAGGCACCUUGUACAAAUACAGACCUGAAGAAGCAGAUAUUGAUGCCAAGUUAAGCCGAUUAUGUGAACAAGAUAAAGUGGUACAUGCGCUGGAAGAGAAACUUCAGCAGCUCCACAAGGAAAAAUACACGCUUGAGCAAGCCCUGCUGGCAGCCAGCCAGGAGAUCGAGAUGCGCGCCGACAGCCCCGCAGCCGCCGCCGCCGUGCAGACCGUGGUGCUGCAGCGGGACGACCUGCAGAACGGCUUGCUGGGCACCUGCCGCGAGCUCGCGCGCGCCACCGCCGAACUGGAGCGAGCCUGGCGAGAGUACGACAAGCUGGAGUACGAUGUGACCGUUACCAGGAACCAGAUGCAAGCGCAGCUGGAUCGCCUUGGUGAAGUUCAGAGCGAGGCAGCAGGCCUGGAGCGCGCGCAGCUGCAGAAGGAGCUCUGGCGGAUCCAGGACGUGGUGGAGGGGCUCAGCCAGCACAAGCAGCUGCGGGGCGCGACAGAAGCCGGAGUGGCAGGAUCAAAACUUUUCACAACAGUUAAGUACAAAAAUGAGGAAGAGGAAGUAGCCCCACCUCGUCCUCCACUUCCUCGGUCCUAUGACUGUACAGAGCAGCCUCCCAUAGCCCCCCCUCUGCCCAGUGACAGCAGCUCCUUGCUCUGUUAUAGCAGGGGCCCCGUGCAUCUGCCAGAAGACCAGAAGCCUCGCCAGGUGCAAGGGCACCCGAGAAAUGGAGCUCACUGUGGUCCCGAUUACAGACUCUACAAGAGUGAGCCCGAGCUGACAACCGUGGCAGAAGUUGAUGAGUCAAAUGGGGAAGAAAAAUCAGAACCUGCUUCAGAGAUGGAAAGUCCAGUUGUGAAAGGCUCCCACUUUCCUGUUGGGGUUGUCCCUCCCAGAACAAAGUCACCAACACCCGAGUCCUCGACAAUAGCCUCAUACGUGACCCUGAGGAAAACCAAGAAGAUGCUGGACCUCAGAGCGGACCGGCCACGCAGCGCUGUGGAGCAACUGUGCCUAGCGGAGAGUGGCCGGCCGCGAAUGACGGUGGAGGAGCAGCUGGAGCGCAUCCGGCGCCACCAGCAGGCCUGCCUGCGGGAGCGGAAGCGGGCACUCGCUGUCCCCAUCGCCGUUCCCGUCCCUGGGUCCACUGACCUGGGCUCCUCACAGAGCCCUGCAAGCCUGAGAGAAACUCCAGGCAGGGCCCUGCAGGUACGCCCACUGCUUCUGACCCAGAGGGACAACAUUAAGGAGUUGGACGAUGUCAGUAGAGAAAAUGACGUAAAACCAAACUAUGACACUCCUGACACUCCUGCUGUGGAACCCGUCCGACUAAAAGAAGCUGAGCCCCCAAAUACAGAUGGUAGCCAAGAGUUUAAAAGAACAGAAAGUAUUUUUGAUGAAGCGAUUUCUACACCUGAGCCAAAUGGAGUACAUUCUGAGGAAGUGACGAAUAAAGAAAGUAAAGAAAAGAUGACCGAGGAAUUAACAUACAGCCCUGAAGAUGAGACGCAAAUCCCAAACCGUAAACCAGAAGACCAUUGUGAGGAGGACACGAAGGACGGCAUUCACGAAGAGGAAAGCCCUGUUACUUCUCAGGAGUCGAUGCCUGUGGUUUCUAGAGAAAGCCAAACACCGGCAGUGAAAAGUCUGUCCCCGUCUCCAGAGUCCUCGGCGUCGCCAGUGCCGUCCACCCAACCGCAGCUGACAGAAGGCUCGCACUUCAUGUGUGUGUAACUUGGAACUCCACUGACUUCUGUUGAAACCGUUCGUGGCCCUUCAGCAGUGUAAGAAGAUACUGUACAGUAUACCUUAAAUCUAUGAAAUUCAUAGUUCUGAUGCUUUUGACCCCAGAGCAUCAUUUUAUCACUUCUGGAAAACGUUCGUUCCAGAGCAGCUUUAAGGCCCACGCGCACUCCGCACCACAUGUCCACGCAGCUUGCCACCCCCGAGCCCACAGGUGACAGUACUGCUCCGCCCGCAGCCUUCACCAGGGCUUCCUCAGUUGCCGUCGACAGAUCUGAUGUUUCUUAAGUCUAGGCGAAUUUAUAUUGCUUUUUGCUUUUUGGUACACAGAGUUAGUUACUAUUUCCAAUGAAGUUUGUUUUUUGGUUUUUUUUUUUUUUUUUUCCUCCUUACCAUUCUGGCUACUGCAGUGCUUUAUUUCACUCUUGAUUUGUAAAAAUUUUAUAUAUAUAUAUUUAAAAUGUGCCAUUUUCUUACUGCUAAGUGAAGUAUGUCCUGUUUUCUGCUAUAAUUCUUUCUCAGAUUGCAAUGUCAGCAGUUACUGCCGCUCGCCAGCUUAAACACAAAUGUUACCGCUUACUUUUCUUAAAAAAACAAUUAAAAGUGUAGGUAUCUUGGAGUACUGGAUUAUACUUCAUUGGAAUAGAUGUGUACAGCAAUAAGCAGGUCUUCAAAUCCAGUACCUAGUUUGUGUACAAAUGUAAUUAUGUUCAUUGUGUAUAUAUUAUACAAUGAGCACAUGUAAUGUAUUAAAGGCUACUUACUAUUGUUUAAAUGCAAAUGUUCAUAUCUCAUUUCUUUUUUAUCAUGUUAAAUAAAUGUUGA